Labeo rohita (rohu) is the source of this 4230-nucleotide messenger RNA. It is a transcript of the gene osbpl3a, whose product is annotated as oxysterol binding protein-like 3a. Lineage: Eukaryota; Metazoa; Chordata; Actinopteri; Cypriniformes; Cyprinidae. The transcript is spliced from 21 exons. Gene Ontology annotation, cellular component: intracellular membrane-bounded organelle; cytosol; perinuclear endoplasmic reticulum. Gene Ontology annotation, molecular function: cholesterol binding. The coding region runs from base 351 to 2918 and encodes 855 amino acids. The record is from RefSeq and is a predicted model, not a curated record.
GCUCACCUCACCGCGGAACUCAAAGCACAGCUCGAGGUUCAAACCUGAGCUGAAAGCCGUAAAUUUAAAACCUGCGCUCUCCUCCACCUUCCGCUUCACUCUCGGAUUACAUCGGUGCGUCACAGACAUUGAGUUUACGAUAACCUUCCCAGAAGCGAAGUUACCUAAGACCUGGCUUCGGCAGGUAGAAGAAGAAGAAGUGGGAUGGCGAACCCGGUGACAGUCACUUGGUCCAAAGUAUAAAUGUGCUGAUAAGGCGUUUUUAUAAGUGGACCGUCGGUGACACGACGACAGAGCCGCCGCGCCACGCUGUCAUUCUGAACCUGGUAACCGCGUAAGUUAAUUGCAAGAUGAGUACAGAAGACCAACUCGCACCGCUGUCUCCCAAAACAUCACCCACCACACCAACCACGACACCAUUUACACAACGAAAAGAGAGUAACUCCUCAUCAGAAGACAACAGACAGGACAGCUGGGAGUUGGUUGAGGACUUGCGGGGACUGACAGGAAAUGUUCAGAAGCCUGAGAAGCAGGAAGGUUUGAUGUUGAAAAAAAGGAAGUGGCCAAUGAAAGGCUGGCAUAAGAGAUACUUCCUGCUUGAAAAGGGCAUCCUUACAUAUGCCAAGACUGGGACUGAUCUGAAGAAGGGGAGGUUACGAGGUCGCAUUGAUGUUGGUCUCUCUGUCAUGGCCAUGAAGAAGAAGUCAAUGUGCAUCGACCUGGACACCGAGGACAGUAUCUAUCACCUCAAGGCGAAGACUCGGGAUCUGUUUGAACAGUGGGUGACGCAACUACGCCAUCAUCGAAUGUUCCGUCAGAAUGAGAUAGCCAUGGAGCCUCCCGAGCGACAGCUGCAAUCUGACCCCACCUCCAACAGACGACGUUCAUUUCUCUCCAAGCAGCCUUCAGCCCUGUUGAAGAACAGCUGGCGGCAAAACUCUCAAGACAUGGAGAAGUGCUGUAAAGUAACAUUUUUAGAUCUGUCAGAGUGUGAGUCAGCGCUGCUGGAAUUAAAUCUGCUGCUGAAAAAUAUGGAAGUUCUUCACAGAACGUUCUCAGCACCUGCCAUUAACUUACUACAGACUGAAGGCUCCAAAAAAGAGAAACGAGGACACAAAAAAUGGAGGUCAAAGAAUAAUAGCAAGGAAAAUAAAAGCUCACAACAGCAAAAUCUUGACCCUUCAGCUUCCCGUCUGCACGUAUCUCACCCGAACUUGAUAUACUCAGAGCCUGUUUCACCAGACUCAUGUCUGGAUAGUCCAGACUCACCAACAGAAGCCUCUCGAAUGCAGGAGGAGUUCUGUCGGCUCGCUGGCACGGUUCAUUCCACUCUUCGGUCAGCAUAUACUUCCCUUUGCUCAGAAAGAGACAAAGUCAGAAACACAUUGGACUGUAUCAAUGAGAAGGUAUACAGGCAACAAUUUUAUUUUAUCUGUCUUUCACUGUAUAUGCUCAGUUGUUAUUGGCUAAAAUCAACAAGGCUAAUUAUGUCUCAAAUUUUCUCAACUUAUCAGGACAACAGCGAUGGGUCACGCCCUCUCCUGCAGCAAAUGUCCAGUGAGAGUCGAGGAUCAAUCCCUGAAUCCCUGUCAGAGUUCUUUGACGCUAAAGAGUAUCUGCUGUCUGGCAGCUCGUCUGAGAAUGAGGUGUCUGAUGAUGAUUCAUACACCAGUGAUGUGAGUGACAGCACGUCAGUGGAGUUUUGCAGGAAUGAGAACGGCAGCGCAAAGGAGAUUUUAAGUAAUGGCAACAGCUGUAAUGCGGUGCGAUGCAGUGCGGUGAUGCGGCGAGACCGUUUGCCGAGUGCACGCGUAAACGAGAGUGUGAAUCUGUGGAGUAUUCUGCGUAGCAACAUUGGUAAAGACCUGUCGAAAGUUGCCAUGCCCGUCCAACUCAAUGAGCCUUUGAACACGCUGCAGAGACUGUGUGAGGAAGUUGAGUACUGCCACCUGCUGGACACCGCUGCAAACACACACGACGCACACAUGCGUAUGGUGUAUAUAGCAGCAUUUGCUAUAUCUGCAUAUGCGUGUUCGUUAACUAGAGCGGGAGGGAAACCAUUUAAUCCUGUACUAGGAGAGACAUAUGAGUGUCUCCGGCCUGAUAAGGGCUUUCGCUUCAUUGCUGAACAGGUCAGUCACCAUCCACCUGUGUCUGCUUGUCAUUGCGAAUCUAAAAACUACACAUUUUGGCAAGAUGUCCGGUGGAAGAAUAAAUUUUGGGGAAAAUCCAUGGAGAUCGUUCCUAUGGGAGUCACUCAUUUAGAGUUGCCAGGUUGUGGGGAUCGCUAUGAGUGGAGUAAGGUCACUUCAUGCAUUCAUAACAUUCUGAGCGGUCAGCGCUGGAUCGAACACUAUGGGGAAAUGUCAAUUAAACACUCUACCACCACAGGAGAUGUCAGUCAUUGCAAAGUCACUUUCCUUAAGUCGAGAUCUGGAGGUCUGAAUGCUAAUGAGGUAGAGGGUGUGGUCAUGGAUUCAGAUGGGCGUGUCAUUCACUCACUGUUUGGCAAAUGGAACGAGGCCUUGUAUCUGGGCAAACCACCUUCGGCAACUUGCAUCUGGAGAGCAAAUCCCAUGGCUGAGGACCAUGAGCAGUACUAUGGAUUCACCCAGUUUGCAAUUGAGUUAAAUGAAUUGGAGGAGGGUUUAAAGCCACUCUUGCCCCUGACAGACACCCGUUUUAGGCCAGACCAAAGAUUACUUGAAGAGGGUGAUAUUGCCGGAGCAGAAGAACAGAAAGAAAGAAUUGAAGUCCUCCAACGAGAGAGGAGGAGAGUCCUGCAAGAAAACAACAUGACACACUCGCCCCGAUUUUUCAAGCGUGCUGAAGACGACUCGUGGGUGAGCAAUGGCACUUACUGGGACCUCAGGAAGGACCCUGGAUUCAGCAAACUAGAAUUCCCUGCGCUCUGGUGACCACCAGUGGAUUUGUGUCAUUGACUUUUCCGUUUCUGCUCUGGCUCUCGUUAUUCGUUUGCAAUCCUACUGAACACUGUGGGAUUUAAUGCACCAUGCUUAUGUUGAUGCUUUUGUAUUGGUAUUUAUCUUUGUUAAACAGACACAUUUACAGCACAAGCUAGAAAGUACCUCCUGAAACACAUUCAUGCCUUAAACUGCCUAGCUGAUGUUUAGAAGGAAAUGCACUGACCAAUGACUUUGUAAGUGUCUGGGUAUAAUUAGUGUAUUUAUAUUCAAUAUGCAAAGUGCAAAUCCUAUUCAUUAAUCAAGUUCAUUUAAAAAAGAUCCUCAAAUCGAAUCAAUUAAAAUAAAUUACACAAUAUUAAGACUAAUUUAGAAUCCUAAAAACAGACAAGUUCACCCUAAAAUGAAAUAAGAAAUUAUUUUUGUACAUUAAACUUAUAUUUUGGACCAUUACAGGUUUUUUCCAUUAUGACAUUAUUUUGUAUUGUCAUUCUCAUUACUGUAAUCUAAAAAAGAUUAUAUAUUUAAAUUGUAAUGUGUUUAUAUGGUAGUAUUCGUUAUGCUACCUUUCAAUGUUUUUCUUUCUAAAUCAGCACAAAAUAUUAUUUAAAAAGUCUUAAGUAUUACACUAAUGAGAAUUUAGCGUACUUGAUCGUCAUUAAUGUCAACUGGGAAAUAAAAAUAUAGGCUUGAUGCUCUUUUAUACAAAAUAUAAUUUCUUCAUUUGUUUUGUUUAAUUAAAUCAUGAUUGAUUUUGAGUAACUUCUGAGUGACCUGGACUAAAUGUUUUAAUGAGAUUUACACCAGGAGUGUUCCUACUGUAAGCAUUUGAAAGGCACGGUUCAUAAAUUGCUUACUUUUUCAUUCCACUUUAUAAUCAGGGAAUACAGAAAUCAAAAAAUAUAUCUAUAAAUAUUUUUGCACAUACUACAAUGAUGAUUUAUGCAUAUUUAAGGGACUUGCAAUGGUUAAUAGAAAUCUAAUAUAGCAAACUGUCUCCAUUAAUGAUUGUGUAAUGAAUGAGAAUUUCAUGUUGUGUACAUACUUGUCCUUUUUUGUGUAUGUAUGUAAAAGAGAGCGAGCGAUAGUCUACAUGUGCUGCUUGGUGUGCCUGUUACACUUGAUAACUGUUCUGUUUCGCUGUGGGUGUGGUGUUUUACAUGCUAUAAACACAGCAUUUCUUUCCUUCGUCAAGACUUUAAACAAAUCGAGGACUGUUGCUUUCAGAGGAUUGGGAAUGGAUUGCAUCAGUGUAUGACUGACCAUGUGUUCUGUUACACAAUAAAUGUAGUGAGCACAAAUCUAA